This is a messenger RNA of Suillus clintonianus, 1146 nucleotides long. RefSeq lists its product as uncharacterized. The transcript has 6 exons. The coding region runs from base 199 to 1068 and encodes 289 amino acids. The record is from RefSeq and is a predicted model, not a curated record. Lineage: Eukaryota; Fungi; Basidiomycota; Agaricomycetes; Boletales; Suillaceae.
CUACUUGAUGGGUCUAUGAUUGUAGGACCGUUCGCACCCCACUCUGCUCCUCAAUACUUCGUUGCAUCAAAGUGACAAAGACGCCUGAGAUUUACUUUAUGGUGUAUCUUAAUGCCUGGUCGUAUAUGAACAACGCUACGUGGCAGUACCCUUCGACAUUUAAAUGUGGACUAUUCUUCCAGUACAAGGCAUUCUAAUAUGGCUUCAUUUUUCACUAGUGAUACUCCAUUGGAUCCCAGACUCUACGGGCUGGACGAUGCUGCGCUCGAGUUCUUCAAGCAGCAGACAGGCAUCACUGAAGAGAACGAGCUGAAGCACCACAUCCUCGCUGUUCAAGCAAAGGCUUUCGCGGUGGCACCGUACUAUUGCAUCUACACCUUCGUAUUCACAAGACUCAGAAUUUCGAAACACCCGAAGUACCAAAGUGCGCUUCAGCUAGGUCGUGAUUGCAAAAGCGCACUGCUGUUGGAUCUUGGAUGUUGCUUUGGCAAUGAUGCACGCAAGGCAGUGGCAGAUGGCUGGCCAGCCACCCAAGUGAUCUCUACUGAUAUCAAGCAAGAGCUUUGGGACCUAGGACACGUCCUUUUCCGGUCUACGCCGGCAUCUUUCCCCUCGCACUUCAUUGCGGGCGACUGUCUUGAUCCAACUUUCUUGUCAUCCGAGCCUGGGCCUUCGUCGCAGUCACUGCCUGAUUUAUCCUCGCUCACCUCGCUGAAUGACUUGCGUGGCAAACUUACUGCCGUUCACGCAGCAUCCAUAUUUCACUUGUUUUCUCAAGAGGAACAGGCAUCGCUCGUCCGCGCUGUAGCUGCUUUGCUGUCUUCUGAACCAGGGAGCAUUGCAUUUGGAUCUCACGUCGGACUUCCGAAGCAGGGUAUCAUACAGGGGAAAGCGGGUGCUAUGAGAGUGAAGAUGUAUUGUUACGAUCCUGAGAGCUGGAAUAAGCUCUGGGAGGAUGCGGGUCCCUUCAAGGCUGAGGCCAGCUUGAAAGAGUUGGUAGGUCUGAAUGGUGAGAUCGGGUGGGAGAUGAUAUGGAGCGCGACGGUGAUCACGAAAUCCGGUGUAUGAAUACGAAAUCCUGCAGAAAGGAGAACACCGGGCAUUGGUAUAAACGAAGAAACAAUUAUAAUGGGCGUAAGCACUUCA